AAAGUUGUCGUUGCAAAAUCAAUCAAAAUUUUCCUACUGCGUUUGCAAUACAUUACAGUAUUUCUCACAACAAAUGCACGGGAAUUGCUGAUGUGGUCAAUUGCCUGACUAAAUAAUAACUAUAACCAACAACCAUAUUAACCACCACACAAUGAGCUCACGCAAAUUGAAGACUGAACCGAUACACAACUUUAAGGCCGUGCUCCUGGGCGAAGGAUGUGUGGGCAAAACAUCAUUGGUUCUGCGAUACAUGGAAGACAAGUUCAAUAGCCAAAACUUGAGCACAUUACAAGCAUCGUUUGUUAGUAAAAUCAUUAUAAUGCCAGAUCAGAGACAGGCGUUAUUGAACAUCUGGGACACAGCCGGUCAGGAGAGAUUCCAUGCUUUGGGUCCCAUUUAUUAUCGCGGUUCGGAUGGUGCCCUUCUAGUCUACGAUAUAACCGAUCACAAUUCAUUCCUAAAGGUCAAAUUGUGGGUGCGCGAACUAAAGGAGAUGCUGGGCAAUGACAUUUGUCUGAUUAUAGUCGGCAAUAAAAUCGAUCUGGAUGAGCAACGUGUUGUAGACUAUGAUGUCGCAUUCGAGUAUGCACAGAGCGUAGGUGCUCGAUAUUUGGAAACAUCGGCCAAGAAUAAUGAAGGUGUUACCGAGCUCUUUGAACUUCUUACUCAAUUGAUACUGGAACAGCAAACACAAGCCCCACUCACAUCAGCAAAAGCCCGUGGAGUUUCUCUACCCACAACAGAAACGAUUGAUUUGGAUUUAAAUCGCAUCAAUGGCGGCCAGGAAGAAAAUAGUUCAUUUUGGUCCUGCUGUAAAAUCUAAGAGACCUAAAACUAUCAAACUGUAAUAUGCAAUACGCGGAAAUAAAAACAGCUAUUUAGUAGGAA
Molecule: messenger RNA, 888 nt
Organism: Drosophila willistoni
Lineage: Eukaryota; Metazoa; Arthropoda; Insecta; Diptera; Drosophilidae
Product: ras-related protein Rab-21-like
Exons: 1
Coding region: 152-823 (223 amino acids)
Biological process (GO): Rab protein signal transduction
Molecular function (GO): GTP binding; GTPase activity
Source: RefSeq, a predicted model, not a curated record